Messenger RNA from Cylindrotheca closterium, 1038 nucleotides. Lineage: Eukaryota; Bacillariophyta; Bacillariophyceae; Bacillariales; Bacillariaceae. The record is from the annotation of a GenBank genome assembly.
AUGGCGGAAUCUACUAUUCCCGAUACCAUGAAAGCGAUUGUCGUGAAAGAAACUGGUGGCCUUGAAGCAAUGACGCUGGAUCCAUCUUAUCCAGUGCCAAAGGUUGGCGAUAACCAAGUCUUGAUCAAGAAUGAAUUCGCCGGUCUGAACUUUAUCGAUACCUACUAUCGCAGUGGUCUUUACAAGCAGGCGUGUCCAUUUAUCUCUGGACAAGAAGGUGGUGGUACAGUUGUUGCCUUGGGGUCCAAAACUGAAGACUUCGGUCUUCAAGUUGGAGACAAGGUCGUUUACGUUGCGCUAGUUGGCUCGUAUUGUGAAUAUUCGGCAGUUCCAGCUUCCAAAGUGGUCAAAGUUCCAGAAUCUAUUGGCAUGGAAAAAGCUCUAGCUUGUAUGGUGCAAGGUUUGACGGCACAUUAUCUCGUCACCGAUGCACAUGCUGGUCUUAUUCAAAAGGAUCAAUGGUGCCUGAUUUUUUCGGUUGGCAGUGGCACGUGUCAGUGGGCUGCUCAAAUAGCAAAGGUUCGAGGAUUCAAGGUAAUUGGUACCACUAGCAAAUCGAAAGCUGAUGCUGUUCCGAAGGGCGCCUGUGACGAGCUGAUCGUGCUGGAUACUGCAGAAGGAAAAUCGCAUUCCGACUACACCUCGGUGGACAUUCAGAAAAAGGUCAUGGAGAUUACCAAUGGUGAUGGAGUCAAAUGCAUUGUGGAUGGUGUGGGCCAAUCUACGUCGGAUAUUUCGAUUCAGUGCCUAGCAAGACGAGGCAUUUGGAUCUCCUUUGGCAAUGCUUCCGGUCCCGUGCCACCCGUUGCCAUCAAGAGAUUCACUCCGAAAUCAGCAUUUUGCACUCGUCCCAAGCUAGGAGACUACAUGGCCACAAGGGAAGAGCUGGAGUAUAGAGCCAAUGAUGUAUUUGGCCUCGUGUCUAAUGGGAAAUUGGAUGUCAAGGUGGAUACUGUCUUUUCCGUGGAGCAAGCACGUGACGCACACGAGUAUUUGGAAUCGGGAAAAAGUAAGGGCAAAGUUCUAUUGCGAAUCUAG